ACGUACGUACUACCGCGCAUGCGUAGUAAGGAGGAAAGCCGCUCGGCCGUCGCUGUCAACAUGGCCGGCCCCGGUACUGAGGGGAACACAGCUGAAGCCGAGCCUGAAGUGGCUCCUGCGUCUAUACAAGGGGCUCAGCUGGUGCAGCAGGGGGCCGAGGCCCGGCUCUAUAGAGGCCGGUUCCUGGGACGGCCAACUGUGAUGAAACUCCGCUUCCCUAAGCGCUACCGGCAUCCACAACUGGAAGAACGGCUGAGCCGCCGGAGGACGGCACAAGAGGCCCGUUCGCUGCUGCGCUGCCGACGGGCAGGGAUUUCUGCACCUGUUGUGUACUUUGUGGACUAUGUUUCCAACUGUAUAUAUCUUGAAGAUAUUGUGGGAUCAACUACAGCCCGGGACUUUAUCAUCUCUGUUCAACAAUCUGACAAAGAUGCCAGCAACCUCAUUCUGUUAGCUGAGAAGAUAGGUGAGAUUUUAGCCCGAAUGCAUGAUGAAGAUCUUAUACAUGGAGAUCUUACAACUUCCAAUAUGCUUUUGCGACCACCAGCAGAAAAGCUGGAGCUGGUGUUGAUAGAUUUUGGACUGAGCUUUAUUUCUGCCCUUCCUGAGGAUAAAGGUGUAGAUUUGUAUGUCCUGGAGAAAGCCUUCUUGAGUACCCACCCAAACACAGAGGCUCUGUUUGAAGUGCUCUUGAAGAAGUACUCAGCUACAUCUAAAAAAUCAGCACCAGUGAUUAAAAAGCUGGAUGAAGUACGGCUAAGAGGAAGAAAAAGAUCCAUGGUUGGCUAGAUAAACACAAAUGCUGCAUGGCAGAGGAGAAAUGGAGAAAAUUUAAAUUUUGCAUACACUUCAAAACUUGUUUAAAUGUUUACAGUUAUGUUGGUUUGUGAAAUAAAAGUCAGAUUGCUUU
Messenger RNA from Hemicordylus capensis (graceful crag lizard), 910 nucleotides. RefSeq names its product TP53 regulating kinase (gene TP53RK). Gene Ontology annotation, molecular function: ATP binding; protein serine/threonine kinase activity. NCBI's taxonomy places the organism in Eukaryota, Metazoa, Chordata, Lepidosauria, Squamata, Cordylidae. The record is from RefSeq and is a predicted model, not a curated record. The transcript is spliced from 2 exons. The coding region runs from base 19 to 789 and encodes 256 amino acids. Gene Ontology annotation, biological process: protein phosphorylation. Gene Ontology annotation, cellular component: EKC/KEOPS complex; nucleus; cytosol.